This is a messenger RNA of Gigantopelta aegis, 2728 nucleotides long. Its product is annotated as cholinesterase 1-like. Gene Ontology annotation, molecular function: acetylcholinesterase activity. The transcript has 4 exons. Bases 81 to 1853 code for a protein of 590 amino acids. Gene Ontology annotation, cellular component: plasma membrane. Gene Ontology annotation, biological process: acetylcholine catabolic process; choline metabolic process. Lineage: Eukaryota; Metazoa; Mollusca; Gastropoda; Neomphalida; Peltospiridae. The record is from RefSeq and is a predicted model, not a curated record.
ACGCUUUUGUGUUGCGCCGUGACUGGAAGACAUUCCGACAGGAGAAUCGCACAGAGGGAAGGUCAGAAAAGUAUUGCGUCAUGAUACUGAGGGCGUCUUUGUACAUCAUUGCUGUAUCCAUGGUUACCAGAACCAAGGGAGCUAACCCUGUGGUCCAGACCACGCUAGGUCCGGUGACAGGACUCGAAACCUCUCUCUUGAAUAAAAGGUUGGACGUUUUCUAUGGCAUCCCGUAUGCGAAGCCUCCGAUCGGCAAUCUCCGCUUCAAGCGACCGGAAAGUCCCGAACCUUGGAAUGAAACGAGGGCGACACAGACGUUACCCAACUGCUGCCACCAAACAAUCGACAUCAGUUUCGACAGAUCGGUCGGCGUCGAGAUGUGGAACCCAAAUACACCGAUGAGCGAGGACUGUCUCUAUUUGAACGUGUGGCAACCGAAACCGGAUUCCUCCAGCGAAAAGCUAGCAGUCAUGGUUUGGAUCUACGGCGGGACGUAUUCUUUCGGAAGCAUCACGCUCGACGUGUACAACGGUAAAUACCUUGCGAUCAGGAACAACGUCGUCGUCGUGUCCAUGAACUACAGGAUCGGUGUGCUGGGAUUUCUGUAUCUCGGAAACGAACGUACGGCUCCUGGGAAUAUGGGAUUACUCGACCAAUCUCUAGCUAUGAAAUGGGUCUACGACAACAUAGAACAGUUCGGAGGGGAUAAAAACCGAAUCACCUUGUUCGGCGAAAGCGCUGGGGCCGCCAGCGUCCAUUUGCAUUUACUUUCCGAACAAUCACGUGACUACUUCAGUAACGCAAUAAUGCAGAGUUCUGACGCUCUGUGUUACUGGGCCGUACAGUCCAGAACGGUUUCUAUACAACGAGCGCGGCGAUUGGCUAAAUCCGUGAAGUGUCCGGCUUUGAAUGACGACGCGAUGUUUAAGUGCUUCCUACAAACGGACGCACGGACUCUUGUCACUAAGCAAUGGCAAAUCAUUGAGUAUUACUUCGACGUCCCAUUUGCCCCAGUGGUCGAUGGGUAUUUUCUCGCAGAAGAUCCUCAGACCUUGUUAAAGAAAGGACAGACGAAGAACUGCAGCGUGAUCCUAGGGUUAAACAAAGAUGAGGGCAGCUAUUUCCUGCUGUACGGUAUACCUAAAUACUUCAGUCCGUCCAACCCAAUCGCUCUUACUCGAGACCAGUUCCUGGAUGCGAUCAAGACGGUUAUCAGUCCCAUUGAUAAGGCAACAGUCAUAGCAGCCAUCACCCAGACCUACGAGAGAUCAUAUCUUGUGAAGGAUCUCCCGUCGUACAGAGAUAUUCUUGACGAUAUAUCGGGCGACAGAGCGUUCAAGUGCCCGAUUAUUGACCUGGCCCGAAUCCACAGCGGGUUGGGACACGAGGUGUACCUGUACUCGUACGAAUACCGCCCCAGCAAACUGCCGUGGCCGGAGUGGAUGGGGGUCAUACACGGAUCCGAACUGGAACUCGUGUUCGGGGUGGCGACGAACGGAUCGGACAGUUACAGCGCCAAAGAUAAUGAAACCAGUCUAACGAUGAUGGAGCUUUGGUCAGAAUUUGCCAAAAAUGGAAGCGGGCCGGCGGCAUGGCCAAAGUUCAGCGUUGAAAACCAGGACUACUUGGAGAUUGGCCAAGAUGGAAACCUGCAUCAGCGCCAAGGAUUACGUCACUCGCAGUGCACCCUCUGGCGUGAGCUUAUUCCAGUGCUAGACGAAUAUGAUUAUCCACCGACGACUGUUGACUCAUGCGUGAGUGGAAGCAGAAAGAGAACGCUAAAUACGCCAUGGUUUAUUUUCUCAUGCCUCGUGUCGUUCGCAUUCCAAAUUCAAUAUUUCUUGUGUAGGUAAACAACUUGAGGGUCCGUUCAGCCAACGCUAACGCUUGCUAAACUGGUUCAAAUAUUUCUUGUGUAGGUGAACAGUUUGGGAAUACGUUCAGCCAACGCUAACGCUUGCUACACUGGUUUAAAUAUUUCUUGUGUAGGUGAACUGUUUGGGAAUACGUUCAGCCAACGCUAACGCUUGCUACACUGGUUUAAAUAUUUUUGUGUAGGUGAACAAUUUGGGGGUAAGUUUAGCUAACCGUUUUUCGCUAACGCUUGUUACACUGGUUUUAAUAUUUUGCUUGUGUAGGUGAACAAUUUGGGGGGUACGUUCAGCAACUGCUAACGCUUGCUACACUGGUUUAUAUAUUAGGAUGGGUGAACAAUCUGGGUACGCAGUCAUUUAUAUGCUUUAAUAUAAGGCGCCGUUUCAAAAUAUUUAGGAAGGUACAGUGUGUGUGUGUGUGUGUGUGUGUGUGCGUGCGCGCGCGCGCGCGUGUGUACAUGUGUGUAUGUGUGAGUAUGUGUGUGUGUCACUGUGAGUGUGUGCGUUUGUUUGUGUGUAUCUGUGUGUGCGCACCAGCCUCGGUGGCGAACACUUUACCACUGGGCUACGUCCCGUCCCUAUUGUCCAUUAGGUCAUCACUCUCGGGUUAAUGUUCUACAAAGCUUGCCGUGAAAUAGAAAAUCAGUCAGCUUUCAAUAAUGUAGACAAACGAGUAUUUUAGUUCAACGAAAAUCAAUAAAAGCAAUCUUUAAUUGCAUCACGAAAAACCUAAGGAAAGUUGUCCGUAACGUAGAAAAUAUUUAUACAGCGUAUUUGAAUUUUGGGGCUGUUGUUUUGUUUGUUUGUUGUUGUUUUUUUUUGGGGGGGUUGUUGUUGUGUUUUUUUUUUUUUUU